UCAACUUUGCCGCUGCUAUUUGGAUCAAAAAGGCGUCAAAAGAAGCCAACUAUUAUGCUAUGCUCUCCAGAUGCCGCUCAUCUUCAAUCCCCACCGUCCACUUCAAACGACCGUUACGUUUCCCGCCAACCCCUCCUCCUGCUUCGUUUCAAACCAAUACAGACGCCCCAAAUCAUGCUCACCCAUUUCAUCAAACCAACUCGUCUUUCCCUCCGAGUCCACGCAGUGCCUUCACGCCGGUACUCGAAUCCGCCCAUUCCUUCUGCUCAAACGCCCUCAAAGUUUCAGCCAAAAUGGGUUUUCUUCCCGAGGGAAAACAAUUCCAUGGACAUGUGGUAAAGUUGGGUUUGCAUAACCUGCAGUCGCUGCAAAUUCAUGUCCUGAAUCUAUACGUCAAGUGCAAGGAAUUCAAUGAUGCACAGAAGCUGUUUGGUGAAAUGCCUGUGAGAAAUGUGGUUGCUUGGAAUACCUUGAUUUAUGGGCUUGUCAACUGUGGGAGUGAGUAUAAACCGAAUUUGUAUUUGGGGUUUUAUUAUUUUAGAAGGAUGUUGUUAGAAGCAGUUAGUCCGGAUGAUAUAACAAUUAAUGGUUUGUUUCGUGCUUGCAUUGAGUUAAAUGGUGUUGAGAUUGGUAGGCAAUUGCAUUGUUUUUUGGUGAAAUUAGGAUUUGAUUCAAACUGCUUUGUGGGCAGUGCUCUUGUUGAUUUUUAUGCAAAAUAUGGUCUAGUUGAAGAUGCAAGGCAUGCUUGAUUUCUAUUGUGCAGGGAUUUGGUUUUGUGGAACGUGAUGGUGAAUUGCUAUGCUUCAAGUUCUUUGGCUGUAGGGGCUUUUAGGGUAUUCAAUUUGAUGAGACUGGAAGGUGUUCAGGGGGAUCAGUUUACAUUUAGCAGUCUGCUCAGUUCAUGCCGUAGAUUUGGAUCUUGUGAGCCGGGAAGGCAGGUUCAUGGCAUUAUCAUUAGACAGGCUUUUGAUUCAGAUGUUCUAGUUUCCAGCGCACUUGUUGACAUGUAUGCAAAGAAUGAUAGCAUAGGUGAUGCUUGGAAGGUUUUUGAUGCAAUGCCCAUCAAGAAUGUCAUUUCUUGGACCACUAUAAUUGUGGGAUAUGGACUACAUGGAAAAGAGAAGGAGGCUAUUAAACUACUCCGGGAAAUGUUGCAGGAACACUUUUAUCCUGAUGAAUUAACUCUGGCAAGCAUUGUUAGCUCAUGUGGUAAUGUGUCAUCUACUACUGAACUUAUGAAAAUUCAUGCUUACAUGGUUAAAUUUGGGUUUGAUUUCUUUUCAUCAAUUGCUAAUGCUCUGAUAAGUGCAUACUCCAAAUGUGGUAGUAUGUCUAGUGCGUCUAAGUGUUUCAACUUGGUUGUUGAGCCCGAUCAAGUUACUUGGACGUCAGUUAUAUGCGCAUAUGCAUUCCAUGGUCUUUCCAAAGAAGCUACAGAGGUUUUUGAGAAAAUGCUAACUUACGGUACAAGGCCAGACCACAUUGCUUUUCUUGCGGUUCUUUCUGCAUGUAGCCAUGGAGGGUUGGUAAAGAAAGGGCUUCACUACUUUAGAUUAAUGACCAAUGACUAUCAGAUUAUUCCAGAUUCAGAACACUAUACCUGUCUAAUUGACCUUCUAGGGCGAGCUGGUCUUGUAGAAGAGGCUUUCACGGCUUUGACAUCGAUUCCCACCGAAGCUGAUCCAAGCACCUUGGGAGCAUUCAUAGGGGCAUGUAAAGUCCAUGGAAACGUAGGAUUAGCAAAAUGGGCUGCAGAAAAGCUUUUUGCAUUGGAGCCAAACAAGCCUGUAAAUUAUACUCUCAUGUCUAACAUCUAUUCUUCUGAAGGUCAUUGGGAUGAUGUAGCAAGAGUACGCCAAAUGAUGAAGAACAGUUGUGAUCAUAAAGCUCCAGGUUGUAGCUGGGUGGAGACUGGGGGUGACAUUCAUACAUUUGUUUCUGGUGAUGAAUCCCACCCGCAAGCACCAGAGGUGUAUUCCAUGCUAGGGAUGCUGCUCAGGUUUAUGAAGGAGAAAAGUUAUACGUCUGAUGCGAUGGUUUGACAAUGUUCUGGAUGAAUCUGCCCUUGACUGCCCUAUUCGGUCUGGAGCUCAGCUUUCAAAAUUGAGCACUUAAAUGAUUGGUAGCUCCACUCUGAUGGUGAUCAGCUCUCAUGGUUUCUUGUGAGGUCAGCACUAUUCAGUUCACAACUAGCUGUUGUUGACUGCUGUUGAGAGGAUAAAAGCUCGAAGUUGCAAUGUGAAUUCUUUAUUCUCUGGCAACAGUCACAUCAACAACUGGGGGCAGACAGGAUUAAUCUGAGAGGAAAAAGCUUAAACUGGAAGAAAGGCCUGUUAUAUGAAAGGCAGCAUAAAAGCAGAAGACAAGGGACAUUCAACUCACAACACAAAAAGACUUCAAAGCUAUGCAGCCUACCUUUCCUAAAUUCCUUUUGUAAUUCGACACCUUUGCAAUUGUAUUUACGGUUGAAGCUCUGGUACAUUGUUUGUAAUAUUGAUUCUUGUAUUAAAACUUUAUUUCAAAGCACUUCAGUUGCUAGCAAGAGCUUGCCUGACUAGCAAUAGAACUUGCCUGAAUAGGUUUAAACUUUGCCUGAUUGCUUGUAUUUCUCAUUUCCUAUCAAGUUAUUACUUCUUGUUGAA
Molecule: messenger RNA, 2642 nt
Organism: Malus domestica (apple)
Lineage: Eukaryota; Viridiplantae; Streptophyta; Magnoliopsida; Rosales; Rosaceae
Product: pentatricopeptide repeat-containing protein At2g46050, mitochondrial
Biological process (GO): RNA modification
Cellular component (GO): intracellular membrane-bounded organelle
Molecular function (GO): protein binding; RNA binding
Source: RefSeq, a predicted model, not a curated record